Messenger RNA from Lucilia cuprina (Australian sheep blowfly), 3107 nucleotides. RefSeq lists its product as uncharacterized. The transcript has 2 exons. NCBI's taxonomy places the organism in Eukaryota, Metazoa, Arthropoda, Insecta, Diptera, Calliphoridae. Gene Ontology annotation, biological process: proteolysis. The record is from RefSeq and is a predicted model, not a curated record. Gene Ontology annotation, molecular function: aspartic-type endopeptidase activity. The coding region runs from base 1122 to 3107 and encodes 661 amino acids.
AAGUUAACAACAAUAAUAAUAAUGAUAGCAUAAAAUAAAUCAAAUUAGUUAACAUAAAUAUGUCAACUUAUAUUAGUUAACAUAAACAUGUCAACUCGUAUGGAAUUUGUAAACUCUUAUUGAAUUAGUAAACUUUUAUGGAAUUAGUAGACAUGAUUAUGGUAUUAGUAGACAUGGUUAUGGAAUGAGUAGACAUGGUUAUGGAAUGAGUAGACAUGGUUACUCAUAUGUACCAACUUAAGUUGGCAUCACUGUUAUUAAAAAUACAACGAUUCGACAGCGAGUACAACGAUUGGCAUAGAAUACUUUUUAUCACUUUUACUUUGCUGUGAGCCAUCUUUGGAAGCUGACUUUUCUUGUGGAUAAUUGCCUAUAAGGCCAAUGAAAAUAAAUAAAAUAAAAUUAAUUAAUUGAAUUAAAAUAAAAAGUUUCAACUAAAAAUAAAAGAAUAACGUUUUUAAUUUAUUUACAUAAAUUCAACUAAAACAAAGUUGAAACGAACAUUGGCGCCCAACGUUAAAAGUUUAAAAAUAUUUAAUUAAAAUUAUUUUUGCUGGCGGUGGUUGCUGGUGGUGAUCGGUGUUUGCUUGUGGUAAUUGCUGUUGUCAGUAUUAAGCAUUGUUUUCUGGUGGAGAUUGCUGUAUGCCAGCAUUGAAGACUAUUUUCUGGUGAAAAUUGCUGUUGCUAUUUCCCGAUAGUGAGUGCUGUUCGUUGGUGGUGACUGCUGGUGGUGGGUGCUCUUACCAUUCUCGUGAAGAAAUUAUUACGAGAGCUAAGCAAGUACAAACUGAUAAGCAAAAGUUGUCCCCAUAAAUCAAUCUUGUUGCUUUUGUCCGUGGUGUGGAAUACUGUCCCAACAAGAAAAUUCAUUUAAAAUCGGAUGUCCAGUUCGUGUUAAAAUUAUUAAUUUGAAGAAUUGUUUUAUUAUUAUUGAAGUUAUUAAAUGUUAACGAUAAGUAAAUAAAAUUUAUUUAAUAAAGGGUUGUUUAAACUAAGUGGAAGAAUUUAUAAAGUUUUAAAACUCAUUUACCUAAUAAGUGAAAGAAAAUUAAGUUGUUGAAAAUUUUAUUUUACAACGAAAUCUAAGCAGUCUUUAUCUUAGUGAGAAUAUAUUAUAAAAUAUGUCCGAGGCCGAAAAUCUUUCAACGUUGCAAAAGCAACGAUCAUCUGCUAAGGGUAAUAUAACAAGAAUAAAAAAUAUGUAUCUUGAUGGUUCAGCUUCGUUAAACCCAAUUGAUGUCCAAUGUAGAUUAGAAAUAUUGAACUCAUAUAUAAAACAACUAAUGGCUUAUCAGACUGAAAUUGAAAAGUUAUGUCCAGAUGAUAAUAAACGCGGUGAAUUAGAAGAAAUCUGUAUUAGUUGUAAAGCGUUAUUGUUAUCAAAACUAGGUAAUCGGAGAUCAAGUUUACCUCAUGAUUGUACUGUGAGUUUACCAUUGCCAUCUGCAAAUCGUUUACCUUACUUGAAAAUACCAAAGUUUAGUGGAAAAUAUUCAGAGUAUAAAAAUUUUAUAUCUUGUUUUAAUAAUUUGGUCAACGAUGAUCCAACUUUGUCUACUAUUGAGAAGUUUAACCAUCUUAUAAAUAGCCUUCAAGAUGAUGCCCUACGUACAGUAAAAGCUUUUCAGGUCAACGAAGAGAAUUACUCUAGCGCAUUGCAAAGACUUCAUGAGAGGUAUGAUAACAAUUGUCUUAUAUUUCAAGAUCAUAUAGCAUCAUUAUUCAAUUUAAAGAAAAUGGAAAAGCCGUGUAGUUCUGAUUUAAGGAACAUAGUAGAUACGGUUUCAGCGAUUUUAGAUUCUCUUUCACACAUUGGGUCUGAUAAAGAUAUAACUAACGCUAUAAUAAUUCAUUUAGUUUUAACCAAAUUGGAUUCGGGGUCAAAGGAAAAGUGGGAUGAGCAAUUAGAUUAUAAAACACUACCUAAAUGGACUGAUUGCGCUUCCGUUUUAAUUAAAAGAUGUCAAUUUUUAGAUAUUAAUGGGGACAAGUCCUCGAAAACUGAGCAAAACUCAAGUAAACUUGUUAGACCGAAAUUAAAUAAUGCAAAUAACAAUUUUAGGGAUAGAAGAAAUUCUACGUUUUCGUUCACGUGUACAGAGCCCAAAGUGGAUGAAUGUACAUUUUGUUCUGGUAAAGGACACUUUAUUAGUUCUUGCUCAAUAUUUUCCAGUUUGACAGUGAAACAAAGAUUCGAGUUUACAAAGAAGAAAGGACUGUGUAUAAAUUGUUUGCGAUUUGGUCAUUCAGUGCGAAGAUGUCGUUUUUCACGUUGUAAUAUAUGUCAAAGACCCCAUCAUGUUUUAUUGCACAAUGAUGAAUUAAUUAGACAGUCUGAUUCUGCUGCUAUUGAUAAUAAUAGUCCAGCACAAUGUUCUCUUAAUUCAAAUAAUAAUGCUCAGCGUAAUGAAUUGCCUGCUACACAAAACAGUAGUUCAGCCCAACGUACUAACAGUAAUAUAAAUUCAAGUUCAACUGGUGCUACAAGUCGUAAUAUUGCACAAUUUACAUGUUCUCAAGUGAACCAAAGGAAUGAUCGAAAUACGACGACAAUGUGUGUUUACGAAAACGAUCGCCAAGUAAUUUUAGCCACUGCUAUCGUUCAAAUUAAGGACAAGUGUGGUAAUUAUAAAUUAGUUCGAGCACUUUUAGAUUCUGGGUCACAGAUUAACUUGAUAACAGAAGAAAUUGCCCAACAACUUGCACUGAAAAGAGUUAAUACUGACUUGAAUAUAGUUGGUGUAGGAAAUAAUAGUAGAAAAAUUAAGCACAGUCUUCAAACUUACGUCAAAUCUUGUGUAAGUGAUUUUGAGUUCGAUGCACAGUUUUAUAUCAUUAAAACUAUAACUAGUAAACAACCCACGGAAAAUAUUGAUAUUAGUAGAAUGGGAAUUCCUGCUAAUGUUAUUUUAGCAGACCCAGAGUUCAAUAGGCCACAAAAAAUAGACAUUUUAGUAGGAGCAGAAUCCUUUUUUGAGUUGAUGUUAUUGGGAAAGAUAAAGUUAGGACCUACAUUGCCUAUUUUACAAAAAACACUUCUCGGUUGGAUUGUUUCGGGUACAUAUGAGUGGAUAAUUAUAAUAAACAGUCUCUAUUAUGUCAAAUAA